AUGAGCCAGAAUAGAGCAAGAGAGCGGCUGCUCCAGGGGCCAGGGGCGGCUGCUGCCGGGGCGGCUGCUCCAGGGGCUGCUGCUGCUGGGGCGGCUGCUCCAGGUGCUGCUGCUGCUGGGGCGGCUGCUCCAGGGGCUGCUGCUGCUGGGGCUGCUGCUCCAAAGGCUGCUGCUGCUAAGGCGGCUGCUCCAGGGGCUGCUGCUGCUGGGGCGGCUGCUGCAGUAGCGGCGGCUCCAAGGUCUGCUGCUGCUAGGGCGGCUGCUCCAGGGGCUGCUGAUGCUAGGGGCUGCUGCUGCUGGGGCGGCUGCUGCUGGGCUGCUCCAGGGGCUGCUGCCGCUGGGGCGGCUGCUCCAGGUGCUACUGCUGCUGGGGCGGCUGCUCUAGGGGCGGCUGCUGUUUGGGCUGAUGCUGCUGGGGCGGCUGCUCCAGGUGCUGCUGCUGCUGGGGCGGCUGCUCCAGGGGCUGCAGCUGCUGGGGUGGCUGCUCCAAGGGCUGCUGCUGCUGGGGCGGCUGCUGCAGUAGCGGCGGCUCCAGGGGCUGCUGCUCCUGCUGGGGCGGCUGCUCAAGAGGCUGCUGCUGCUGGGGCGGCUGCUCCAGGGUCUGCUGCUGCUGGGGCGGCUGCUCCAGGGGCUGCAGCUGCUGGGGCGGCUGCUUCAGGGGCUGCUGCUGCUGGGGCGGCUGCUCCAGGGGCUGCUGCUGCUGGGGCGGCUGCUCCAGGGGCUGCAGCUACUGGGGCGGCUGCUCAAGGGGCUGAUGCUGCUGGGGCGACUGCUGCAGUAGCGGCGGCUCCAAGGGCUGCUGCUGCCGGGGUGGCUGCUCCUGGGGCUGCUGCUGCUGGGGCGGCUGCUCCUGGGGCUGCUGCUGUUGGGGCGGCUGCUCUAGGUGUUAGAAUCACUGAACAGGAAUGA
Molecule: messenger RNA, 909 nt
Organism: Closterium sp. NIES-65
Lineage: Eukaryota; Viridiplantae; Streptophyta; Zygnematophyceae; Desmidiales; Closteriaceae
Source: the annotation of a GenBank genome assembly